GGGCAAGUUACCUGUUCCCUGCAUUAUUUGGGAUAUGGAUCAGUUGAGGUAAGAGUUUUAUGCAGCAGACGGGACAAAGAGUAUACAGCAGAUCAGUUAAAUUGAGUAGAAAAUCAUAUCAAGUCAUCAUUUUGUCUGGAGACAAUUGUCACAUUGUGUUUUGUGCAGUUUUGGUUUUUGUCAUAUGCUCAGUUCAGCGCAAAUACAAACAAAGAUCGGGACUCCACCAAUGGCAAUAACCAAAAAGCAUAGCAAGAAGCAAGGAACAGGAGGGGAAGGGGAGGGAAAAGUUCAGGUCCUCUGUCUUCUGUCUAGUCUCCAACAGCUCCUUGAUCGCAGUCAUCGCCACUCAAGUGCUAUUUCUGUGUGCUUCUAGAGCUAAGGAAAUGAGCUAUCAGCAGCAUUCAUCGAGUUCUGGUAAUAGAAUGGCCCGAAGAACAUUUGAGUUUGGGCGAACACAUGUGGUGCGGCCAAGAGGGAAACACCAGGCCACUAUUGUUUGGCUGCAUGGCCUUGGUGAUAAUGGCUCGAGCUUGUCCCAGCACUUGGAAUCCCUCUCUCUUCCUAACAUUAAAUGGAUCUGUCCAACUGCUCCCACCCGUGCUGUGACUUUCUUAGGCGGAUUUCCUUGUACCGCAUGGUUUGAUGUUCGCGAGAUUUCAGAAGAUAGUCCAGAUGACUGGGAAGGCUUAGAUGCUUCAGCAGCGCAUGUUGCCAAUCUUUUGUCAACAGAACCAGCUGAUGUGAAAGUUGGCGUCGGAGGUUUCAGUAUGGGUGCUGCCACAGCUCUUUACUCGGCGACCUGUUUCGCUCUGGGUAAAUAUGCAAAUGGAAGUCCAUAUCCUAUCAACUUAAGGGCAGUUAUCGGUUUGAGUGGUUGGCUUCCAGGCUCAAGGAGCUUGAGAAACAAAAUGGAGGUUUCAAAUGAUGCUGCAAGGCGUGCCUCAUCCUUGCCUAUUUUUCUUUGCCACGGCACAAGUGAUGAUGUAGUCCCUUUUAAUUUUGGAGAGAGGUCGUCCCGCUACUUGAGCUCAGCAGGAUUCCGAUGCGUUACAUUCAAGUCUCAUGAGGGGCUCGGUCAUUACACGGUCCCUAGAGAGAUGGAUGAUGUUUGCCAUUGGCUUACUGCUAGGCUGGGGCUUGAGGGUUAUGGCUCAUGAUUGAUUCCAUACUCAAGCUUCAGUUUCCAUGGACAUCGGUGGACAAAGAAUGGAUGACCAACAUAUUACCAAGAAAGGAGAGAAUAAAUGAAAAGUACAAUGAAUGCCGAUACAAGUUAAAGUGGAUGAGGGGGUAUACGCCAUAGUUCAAUUCACCUUUCGCUAUUUUCUUCUUGCCUAUCCUAAUAAAGUUUUGGGAGUGCUGCUUAUGCAUAUGUAGCACGUAAUGGGUAGCAGAGAUCUACUUGUUUUCUGGAAUUUAGAAUUCUUUACGAAAUAAGAGUUAUGCUUCAUCUUUCA
Molecule: messenger RNA, 1460 nt
Organism: Rhodamnia argentea
Lineage: Eukaryota; Viridiplantae; Streptophyta; Magnoliopsida; Myrtales; Myrtaceae
Product: acyl-protein thioesterase 2-like
Exons: 10
Coding region: 387-1160 (257 amino acids)
Molecular function (GO): hydrolase activity
Source: RefSeq, a predicted model, not a curated record